Messenger RNA from Coffea arabica (coffee), 768 nucleotides. RefSeq lists its product as uncharacterized. Lineage: Eukaryota; Viridiplantae; Streptophyta; Magnoliopsida; Gentianales; Rubiaceae. The record is from RefSeq and is a predicted model, not a curated record.
AUGGUCAUUGGAAGAUCAAAGAGACAGGUGUUUGGUUAUAUAAAAGAGAAAGUAGUGAGCAGAAUGAGGGGAUGGAAGGAGAAGGUUCUGAGUCAAACUGGGAAAGAAAUUAUGUUGAAGUCAAUUAUUUUGGCACUCCCUACCUAUGCAAUGAGCUGCUGUAAAUUGCCUAAGUCUUUAUGUAUGGAUUUAUGUAGACAAAUGGCAAAGUUCAGGUGGGGGGAUAGUGAGGAGGCAAAAAGAAUUCAUUGGAUUAGCUGGGAUAAGUUGUCUGAAGUGAAAGGGAAGGGAGGUCUGGGAUUCAGGGAUCUUCAGUGCUUUAACAAGGCUACGCUAGCUAAACAGCUUUGGAGAGUGUUGACAAAUCCAAGUCUUCUAGUUAGAAGGGUUCUUAAGAAUAGAUAUUUCAAAGGAACUUCUAUCUGGGAGACAAAGGAAAGAGGUGGACAUUCUUGGAUAUGGAAAAGUAUACUUAGUGCUGGGGACUUGCUAGAAAAAGGAGCAAGGAAGAGAGUUGGUGACGGUAGCACUAUUAACAUUUGGAAGGACAAAUGGAUAAUGAAUAGUACGAAUGGAAUGGUGCAAUCCAGGAAACCAGAAGGAUGCCAGAUAUCAAGGGUGCAGGGAUUGAUCAGCAAUGGCAGAUGGAGAAAGGAUUUGAUGCAAACAUUGUUUAGUGCAGAAGAUUGUACUAGGAUAGGGAGUAUCCCAUUGAGUUCAUGUGGAAGCAAGGAUAGACUAAUUUGGCCAAGGUCCAGUUCUAGAUAG